This is a messenger RNA of Monopterus albus (swamp eel), 2455 nucleotides long. RefSeq names its product sclerostin (gene sost). The record is from RefSeq and is a predicted model, not a curated record. The transcript has 2 exons. Bases 216 to 875 code for a protein of 219 amino acids. Gene Ontology annotation, molecular function: BMP binding. Gene Ontology annotation, biological process: ossification; negative regulation of Wnt signaling pathway; negative regulation of BMP signaling pathway. NCBI's taxonomy places the organism in Eukaryota, Metazoa, Chordata, Actinopteri, Synbranchiformes, Synbranchidae.
GCAGUUUGUCAAUGAAUCUGUCGCCCAGGUUCAACCCCUCCCACUCUGUGGAAGGCUUAAUUGUCAUCCCUGACGAAAACUUGCGUGGGCUUAAAUACCGUGUGCGCGUCUUGCACCGAGGGUGAAUGUGACCAACUUGUCCAAACGGGCAUCUCUUCUCUCUCUGAGUUUUAAGCCUCCUUGUGUGCGUUGCUUCAUUUCGACCGACAAGCAGCAUGCAGGUGUCUCUGGCCCUCCUCGUCUCCAGCUCGGCGCUCCUGCUGCUCCAGGGAUGUUGCACCGCUGUGAAGGGAUGGAAGGUACUAAAAAACGAUGCCACGGAGAUUUUACCGGACUACACGGAAAAUACCCGGACACCGCAGGAGGCAGUGCUGCAGGCGUCCAACGUCAGAAACAGCAGCAAUAGCAACACUAUGAAUAACCGGGCGAAGAACGGUGGAAGGACAACAAACACAGUCUCCUACAGUGCCUCAGAGCUGAGCUGCAGGGAGCUGCGUUCCACCCGUUACAUCAGCGACGGAUCCUGCCGCAGCGCCAAGCCUGUCAAGGAGCUGGUGUGCUCGGGCCAGUGCAUGCCUGCACACCUCAUGCCAAACUUCAUCAGCCGCGGCAAGUGGUGGAGGAGCGGCGCCACGGACUACCGCUGCAUCCCAGCUCACUCCCGGACACGGAGGGUGCAGCUUCAGUGUCCUAACGGCAACACUCGGACUUACAAAAUCCGUGUGGUCACCUCCUGCAAGUGCAAACGCUUCAGGCCCCACCACAACCAAUCAGAGGCCAAGGAGGUCCCAAAGACACAACGCAACAAGAAGCACAGUCGUUUAUCUCAAGAACGAAACAAGAACAACAGGCCACUGAUGGGCAACUCGUACUGAUGCUGAUCUUCAGCCUCCAAGAACAGAAACUAAAGCACAUUCCUACACACGCACAUUACACAACACAUCAACCAACUUGUCUCCUUCAAAUGGGGAGGAGAUGCAUGAGAAAUGACAGAGAGCGAAUUCAUAAGCUAAUUCCUGAGCUGAUUUGAAGUCAUCUGUCCUUAUUUUUCAGCCACUUGUCAGCAUAUCUGUGAUCUUUGCUUAUUUGCUUGACAACAGGAGUCAGUGCUGGGGCUUGUCAGGUGAUGUAGCACUACGUUGGAUAAUACAAAACAAGUAUCUCAUCAUCCCAACAGCUCCACACCUCCCUGGGCUCAGUUCUGUUUCCCACUCACAUAAAUUUUAUUUAAACAUAAUGAGAAGUCCUUCCCGAGGCCUCAACCCCAUCUGUCCAAACACCCAGCGGAUGCAGAGCCCCACCGCACCACAGCUCUGUUUAAAGCUGAAGAGAUGUACCUCUGCUCCACAGUGGUUGUAAUCCUUCUCUUUCUGGCUGUGUGUGGGGGAGACGGUGGCAGCUCUGGGGGCUCUGAUGUGGGAUGUUGACAGGUCUGGGGAGGCCCUGGCCUAUGCGGCGGUCUACGCAGCGCUCCGGCAGCUUACUGCAGGCUUCACUCCAGGCUGCGGCAAAAACCUAGACACAGUAGCACCUUUCCCACAGCUAGAUACACAAAGUCAGGAGAGCAGUUUUGUCAGCACUAGCAUUCCUGUGAUUCCUCUUAAUUACUAAAUGGACCCAUUCCUGUGUUAGGGUUUGAGUCAUAAAAAGCCAUUUCCUGUUUGCUGGGGUCACAUACAAAAAGUGCAUGUGUAGGAGGCAUAAGAAAAUUGUGUGCUGAUGUGUUGUUACCUGGGUUCAGGGCGAUAUCCAACACACCCACUCCAGAAUCCCUGUCUAACGGGCCAGAGUACCGUCUGCAAGAUUGAUGGCACCUCCACUCUGCUCCGCUGCUAUUCUCUAAAUAGCUCAAUGGAAAGAAUAGGAGCAAAAAUAAGACGAAGAAGACAAUAAUUCAGGUUUUAUCUUUGUUUUAACUGCUACAACCCUGCAGGAAGAAGAAGUGGUGAUACCCUGUCACUGCAGGCAACACAGCCUCCUUCCUCAGCAACACCUCAGGCUGAACUUUACUCCAUGAAGAGUAGACCCACUGGUUCCACAUACUGUCAGCACUCCGCUGUUUUUCUGCUCAUUCUGCUUCCACUUUUUGGUUACCUAAACUGUCCUGACAAUGUUUGCGUCUCUUUCAACUUCUGUGUUUGAAAUAUCAACUGGAAGUGGUUUGUCGUGUCAGCCGAAAGCUGCAGUGCAUAGCAUGACUGUACAUAUACCUGUGUGGUCUUCUGCAGCGGUGUCACUGCAUGGCGGGAUGCUAAAGAGAAGUGAGUGGGGCUGUUUUCUGCAGACAUAAAAAAGAACUGUUAUAUAGAGAAUGAACUGCAUAUUUAUUUUUUAUUUCCACAUGUAAAUUAUUUAUGCAACUUUUGUAGUAAAUGAUAGCCAUUAUUGUCAAACAGUCUGAUAGAGGCUUUGGAAAUGAAAUACUGUACAGUACAUGAAUAAAGUAAAGGCAGAU